This is a messenger RNA of Cercopithifilaria johnstoni, 1287 nucleotides long. Lineage: Eukaryota; Metazoa; Nematoda; Chromadorea; Rhabditida; Onchocercidae. The record is from the annotation of a GenBank genome assembly.
AUGACUAUAGUAGGGGAUUAUGGGCAUCACGACAGGAAACAAUUGAAGAUUCGAGGAGGACAGUAUAUAAAGAAGGAAUCUGAAAAUGAUGAGGGACGAAAUAGAAAAACAAGUUGGCGUCAUUUUUUCAUCGUCUGCUCAGUACUAAUUUCCGCAUAUCUCAUUAACGGUGAAUAUGCUCAAACAGUAUGUAAUAUAUGUACCACCUUACCAGCUGCUGUUUUUACUUACGGACAACUUUCUGACCAUGCAACUCGAAUCUUUGCUUAUAAGGCAACACUUUUCUACUGGUCAAUUCAUGGAAUUUUGAUUGCAUUUGAUACCAUAUUUGUGGAUGCAUUUGGAUAUUUUUUCGGCAAAUUCAUUCUUCUUGUCGUACUAUUUUUCAAUGUCGUUUAUCAGCACGAUACUGCCAAAAAUCUUAUGGAACAGCAACAACGUCGUAACGCAAUUAGUAAUUCGAUAGUUAACACCAGAACACCUGCCGCUAUUUCGAGUUCACCUUAUGGAUCACAAAUUGGUGUCAAUACCGCAUUGACAAUUACCGAUGCUACGCAGCUUUCUGCUGAAAGCCCAUUCAAAAUUCAUCCAUUGCUAAAUUAUAAUAACCUAACAACGGCAUAUUCAUUGGCUCAUAGUCCAGAGAUGACCGCUUAUUUGGAUACCUCUUACACUCAUGAUGGAUCUUUAAAAACUGUCACUUCUACUGAAGAACAAUAUAAAUAUGGAAUAUAUAAACAUGCGCUAAAUGAUUCGUCAAUACUAUCAGAUUCCGACGAAGAAAAUGAUCGGUCAGAAAAUGAUCGAUCAGAAAAUGAUGCCGUAAAAUCGAUUCCUGCUGGCGAUUGCCAGAAAGAGGAUAACGAGGAAGAUGGUUCAUUGCAUUCCAGCGAAUAUUCAACAUCAGCGAUGGUAAUGAAAGAAAACGAAGAGACUCUUAUUACCAAUCCUGAUGAAUAUAUAGUAUUCAAACAUCCCUUUUCGGAAAUGGUUACAAUCUAUGUGAAAAACAAACAUAGUCGUCCAAUAAUGUGGGCUCUGAAGACUAAUGCAAUUAAGCGUAUGAUUGCACAGCCUACCUGUGGUACUUUGGGAAAAGACGCUACCGUACAUAUUAAAAUUGGAGUUACUGCAGUACCAUCUAAGGACUUAAAUAUGAAUGAUCGUGUUGCCAUUGAUUAUUGCCUAAUCGAUGAUGAUACGGUCGGUUUUGAUCGCUCAUUUUUAUACAACUCAGAGGAUCCAUUCCGUCGACGUAAAAAGUUUAAUGUUUAUUAUAAAAAUUAA